Lichtheimia ornata is the source of this 636-nucleotide messenger RNA. RefSeq lists its product as uncharacterized. The record is from RefSeq and is a predicted model, not a curated record. Gene Ontology annotation, biological process: mitochondrial respiratory chain complex IV assembly. The transcript has 3 exons. The coding region runs from base 1 to 636 and encodes 211 amino acids. Lineage: Eukaryota; Fungi; Mucoromycota; Mucoromycetes; Mucorales; Lichtheimiaceae. Gene Ontology annotation, cellular component: mitochondrial inner membrane.
AUGCCAAAGGGUGUCAUCUAUCUUACUCCUGAACAAGAAGCACGUCGCGAUCAACUCGGUUUGGAAGCUGGUUUGAAGGGUGCCGCCAUUGGUUUGGGCAUCGGUGCCUUGGGUUUCAUUAUGGUCACUCGCCGAUCAGCCGAGUUCCGAGCCUUGAGUCGUCCCAUGCAAGCCAUUAUGCCUACUGCAGCAACGGUGUCUGGUUAUCUCUUUGCAUCGGAUAGAGCUACCAGUGCAUAUGAAAAUGCAAACCUUGGCUACACUGACGAGGACCUCCUUAUGCAACUUCACGAUGGCGAAGAACAAGCAAAGAAGACUGGUUUCCUCGCUUAUCUCAAUGAGAACCGAUGGAGCGUUAUUGGUCUUUCAUGGGCAGCUUCCAUGGUGGGUGCCUUGGGUUACAGCUUCUCGAACCGCUACUUGACUACGCAACAAAAGGUGGUGCAAGCCCGUAUGUACGCUCAAGCAGUGACUUUGGCCGUGUUGAUGGCAUCCGCUGGUCUUUCAAUCUACAUGGGUGAAGAUAAAAAGCCAAAGGAUUUGCCUGAUGCUCAAUUGCGAGCUGUGCUCGAAUUGCCUGUCGAGGAAAACAAGCGUGUCACCAACACUACCAGCACCAAGCAACCCAUGAACUAG